CGUACAAAAACAAUUUGCUUAGAUUUUUUGAAGGUUUCCCAAAACGCAUAAAUAUUCCUGAUAUUUUUUUGAUAGUUAUUAGAUUACCGAUUAAACUACCGUCUUUCAGUGUUAUAAUGUCUGAUUCCAUUGUUACUGAGAUCGACCAGCAAUCGCUAUCUGCCCCCAAUGACAAAUGCGACUUGAACGGAAAUAUUCUCCCAGAGACUGACAACUCAAAUAACGACGACAAUCAUUUGGAGAACUUAAAGAAUAAAUUUUUUCAAAGCGAACAACUGCAUUGCGGUGGAGAUGUGAAAAGCGUGAAAACUACCCAAGAAGCUGUGAAAAGUCACGUGACCGAUAAUGGAAAUGUUGAAAACAAAGCGCCGAAUGGAGAACAUGUGAGCAAGAGUAAAAACGAAGAUGAAUUGGUCGAAGAAAAAUUGGACGCUUCUGAAACCGAAGUUGAAGAUAAAGAUCAACAAGCUGGCGCUUCGGGAGGAGGCGGUUCAAGUGGAAUCGAAGGAACGUCGGAUAUCUCGGACACCCCGCUGACCGACACGACUACAAACAAAGACGACAACGAGGUUGCGACGAAAGAGACAUCGGCGGCGAAGAAAAAGAAGAUCCGAGUUAAAGUUACAGGUCGACCUCACUCGGCGAACAGUUCGCACAGGUACCGAAACGACAGAAACGGAUAUGGUAGUGAUCGACGAGAUAACGGGCACCAAUACAACAAUUGGCACCAUGGAUCCAAUGUUCCAGGCGCGCUUGGAGGUUUUAUAAGGUCUUUCCAAAGACAAAACGGUAAUUACAAUGGAUACUCGAACCAAAUGAGCUUCAACAACCGAGUGCCUAGAAAUAAUUUCAACGGGGGAUAUCCUAAUCAUGGACCACGAUACGAUCAUGGACCGCAGCGUAUUAACUCACACGGUUAUUACAAUAACAACCGAUUUGAAAAUGACAAGCGUUUUGAUAAUAACCGAUAUGAUAACGGCAGUAUGAAUAGAAGUUUCCAGAACUCGGGUUACCAGGGACCGAAGCCGUACGUCUCAAAUCCGCCAUUUCCAGUGCUUAGACCUAUCGGGUUUAACAAUAACAACAACCGAGGCGCGAAUGGUGAACGUGAUUCGGAUCGUUGCGAGGAGCUAGUCAAGACAAUUGACUAUAACGACAACGGAAAUGUGAUUAACAUUAAGGCUUCUUUGGCGCCGUCGGCUCUGACUAAAUUGAAAGAGCAGAGCUCGUUUCAACUGAAGGUGCGUCUGCCUGCUACAACUCCCUUGUCAGUCGUAAAGCGAGUGUUGUGUGCAAAGUUCUACUUGACCAAGAUGAUGUAUGCGGCCAAAAACUCGACUGACCGGAACGCGAUGUUCUUCCAGGACAGUGGCUCCAUCUUCAUGGAGAGCAGAGGGAGGAAAGUGGACCUGUUGUCCACGUUGAGUGUGGAGGAGUUCCAGUUGAGGUGUCAGAACCAACCUGCUCUGUUCCUCUCGGAGUCGGAAACACUUCACACCAUGUUGUACAGAUAUCCCUACCUGCAAAGAGGAACUCCAAAUGGGGGAGAAGUGAGUUUUGUGUUGCGAUGAAGAGCAGCGUGAAAAUUUGAUGAUUGCCGAUGAGUGGACGAAGAAUCAGAUAUUUUGAACUUCAAAGAUGUAAUGAACUUUUUGGUUGUUUUUCGGCGCUAUUGUUUGUUUUUUUGAAUACUUAGGUACUUACAAAUACCUACCCGUGAAUUAGAAAUUGAUGUGCAAUGAUGCAAAUAAAAUUGAAAUAGAAAUACAGUCAUAGUGCUCUAGAAUUAGAAAAAAAAAUACUUUGGUUUAUUAAUACAGUUGAAUGAAAUACUGAGUUCGAGGAUUUCAUGUAUACGCUACUUGGAAGUCGUUAAAUUGUCACGAGAUAUUGAUUGCUAUGCGACAGUUUUGUUGUAGGCUGUAACAUUGAAUUAUAGUUUUUAGGGUUUUAAUCAGUUUUUUUUUGCAGCAGCGAAGUUUAAAACUGUACUUGAAAUAAUUGACUGCUUGAUUAAUUGAAAUUAAAUUGAAUUGUUAUUGAACCUUGUAACUGGAUUUAAUGUGCUAAAUUUGACUCGAUGUUUUGGAAUUUAGUCGAAGACACAUUCCAAUUUAUCGAAGUGUUACCUUAGUGUGUUUUUUAUAUCAGUUGCCUAUUAAUGUUUAGUUAUGAUACAGUCAUACUUGAGAAUUGUGCAAUAAGUUAAUGCGAAUUAUAGUGCUAAAGCAAAACUUUGACGAAUACCAAAUAAAUUUGAAGCAGUAACUUGUGUUAAUACCAAGAUUUGAAUUUUAUAGCAUUCUGAGUAACAAAGAUGAAAAGAUGUUAACUUUUUAUUGGUUUUCAAAUAUGAGCUUGAAA
Symsagittifera roscoffensis is the source of this 2364-nucleotide messenger RNA. RefSeq lists its product as uncharacterized. The record is from RefSeq and is a predicted model, not a curated record. NCBI's taxonomy places the organism in Eukaryota, Metazoa, Xenacoelomorpha, Acoela, Convolutidae. Bases 117 to 1571 code for a protein of 484 amino acids. The transcript has 3 exons.